Messenger RNA from Pisolithus orientalis, 1194 nucleotides. RefSeq lists its product as uncharacterized. The coding region runs from base 1 to 753 and encodes 250 amino acids. The record is from RefSeq and is a predicted model, not a curated record. Lineage: Eukaryota; Fungi; Basidiomycota; Agaricomycetes; Boletales; Pisolithaceae. The transcript has 6 exons.
AUGCGGACGCUGUCGCCCCGCGCGCUGUUCUGGAUCUCGGAGGCAAGCUAUGUUGCUUUGGCACUCAUCACGGGAUGUUUCUUUGCAGGUUCCCUCGCUUCCUUACUCUCACAGGCAGUCAGGACCGCACCGACUAGGUCGUGGAGGAAUAACUGGAACGCAGUUUGCAUAGCCGCCACCUAUCUCUUAGUGUUCCUGGUCUCCAUAACAUUGUGUGUAAGGCGUCGAGUGGCGGUCAGGAGAAGGCUGCAGCGGAUAUCGAAGGUCUACACUACAGUUAACCGGACCCAAGCCCCCAAGGCGAUCCGCGAGUACAUUUCCCAAGAGUUUUCUCGGGCUUGCCUAGUGUCGUACGAGUGUCAACCUCGACAUAUCAUUCACCCGGGCUGGGGUAGACCAGGUACCGAGUACUCUGGAAUUCGCUUCCGGCGUGCAUUGCUGGAUACCAUCGCUGACAUUGAUGCCAAGGCACACUUGGUUAUUCCCAGCCAUCCACGACUGAAACCUCAUGCUCGCAUGCUGCACCAUUUUCGAUUCAUCCUUCUCUUAUUACCAAAAGACGGGGAUGGAUUCACAUCCCUUCAUUACUAUGACUCCGCAAUACAGCUGGCGCGGACGUCCCAUAGGGAGCCCACUGAAGAAGAAUUCCUGAUCGGUAUGCUAGCCGCAAACGAAAUAGGAAAAAUAUUAAAUGAGUGUCGAGUCGAGAUGCUGGAGGAUUCAAGCGUUCGGCUGACUUCUCCAAUGGCCUGAUCAUUGGAUUGGUGAGGCAUGAAACCAUCGUACAGUAUUGUAAUAUGCGAUGUGUUCUUAACUAAUAAGUUUCUCUCCCACUUACUCUAUUAUUCUAACAUGUGGAAUACCUUGGGGGGGGCUGACACGUCGGGGUCUGUAUUAGCCUCGAAGGCAUACACGUUCUUCAGUACUGUAGAUAACAGAAGGCCCGCGCCUAAUAUGCAUCGGACGAGGUGCAGCACCAUGAACGGGGGUUCACUACCUUUGCGGUAGUGAACGAACACACCUUGACUCGCCAUCCGUUUCAAGUCAGCUCGUUGCUAGUGCCACAGCAAUUGCUUGAUGAGAGACAGGGUGGCAUUCAACAAGAUACGUUCGCGAAGACGCAGCAUCUGCCUGAAGGCGUGCCUCCGAUUUGUUAUUAGGGCGACACGGCGCAACCUUAUGGCAAGAGGCAUG